CCUCCCUCUCUCUCUAUCUACCUCCCUCUCUUGGUCUGCCUCUCUCUCCCUCUCUCUCUCCCCUGCUCUCCCUCCCUCCCUCUCUCUCUCUCCCCUGUUCUCUCUCUCUCCCCCCCUCUAAGCGGUGAAGCCAGGCAGCAUGCCAGCCGUUCUGCUGCUGCUGCGCUCCCUGGUCGUCAGGCUGCUCAGUAGCAAGCUCGCGGCCUCGGCGGCACAGUCCCUGCGCAGGAGCCUCUCGGCAGCCGCGUCCCAACUCGGCACGGUGCUGCGUAACGUCUGGGACCGGCUGCGCUCGCAGGAGUCCCGCGAAGCCAUCCUCGGCUGCGUACUCUGCAUUCUCAACUUGCACAAGAAGGUGGACAACUGA
Messenger RNA from Engraulis encrasicolus (European anchovy), 367 nucleotides. Its product is annotated as protein myomixer-like. The record is from RefSeq and is a predicted model, not a curated record. NCBI's taxonomy places the organism in Eukaryota, Metazoa, Chordata, Actinopteri, Clupeiformes, Engraulidae. The coding region runs from base 140 to 367 and encodes 75 amino acids. The transcript has a single exon.